AUGGACAGCGGCGAAGACAUCAUGAUCUCCUACGCACAGAGCUUGGCGACACCUGCGGCAGCACAUGGUGGCUCCACCCUGCGAGCCCGCUCACAAUCGAGGGGGCGCUCUCGCUCCAGGAGGCGAACCGGCUCAGGGAAAGGCGGGAAUUCCAGCGCAUCCAGAUCGAGAUCCCGGUCCCGGUCUCGCUCCCAGCCCGCCAAGCGGGCCAAAGGAGCAAGUGGUGAGGCACAGUCAGAGCAAGUGAAUGAUCCCCGAAUCCAAUCACUUGAGGUGGAAAAUCAACUGCUGAGGCGCGAACUUGCAGAACUUAAGGAGGCCUUAAAUAGCAUUAGAGGGCAAAUCUCGAACCGCGACGAGGAUAAAAUUAAAGCUCUCGGCCCGCUUGCUGGCAAAUCCAAGCGUAAAGUUCCCAACCCACAACCGGUGAGCGAGACAGAAGAGGAGGAUGAGAUGGCCGAGCCGAGCGAAGCCACAGCUACCGCCGCCGAUCCUCCGGCCAAAAUAAACAACAGAGGCAAGCUAGCUGCCAUAGAAAAGACCCUAGGACGCAUGAUGGAAACGCUCUCCGGGAUGGAGACGAGAUUAACUCAACUAGAGAGGCCCAAGGUCCAAGCCAAAGGCAGGCUUACGGUGUCGACAGUGCAGAAUCAGGCGAACCCGAACCCCGAAAGUAGGGCUAAAGAGCUAAUUUAUCAUUCUCAGUAG
This is a messenger RNA of Dermacentor andersoni, 708 nucleotides long. The record is from RefSeq and is a predicted model, not a curated record. NCBI's taxonomy places the organism in Eukaryota, Metazoa, Arthropoda, Arachnida, Ixodida, Ixodidae.